Messenger RNA from Myripristis murdjan (pinecone soldierfish), 3337 nucleotides. RefSeq names its product Rho guanine nucleotide exchange factor (GEF) 39 (gene arhgef39). The record is from RefSeq and is a predicted model, not a curated record. The coding region runs from base 130 to 1398 and encodes 422 amino acids. Gene Ontology annotation, molecular function: guanyl-nucleotide exchange factor activity. Gene Ontology annotation, biological process: positive regulation of cell migration. Lineage: Eukaryota; Metazoa; Chordata; Actinopteri; Holocentriformes; Holocentridae. The transcript is spliced from 12 exons. Gene Ontology annotation, cellular component: plasma membrane.
AGAGAGCAGCCAAUCGAUUUGCACGUCAACGUCACAACCCGGAAGAAAGAAACUCAAACGAAAAGAGCGCCUUGGUUAAAAAUAUUUGGAGAGCAGACGCUUUCUGAAGCUUCCUCCUCCUCUGUUGCCAUGAGUUUCUUCCCUGGUCCAUCCGGCCCCCUUGUGCACACCAGUAUUCAGGAGCAGAGGGACCGCUGGGAAAGGAAACGCAGCCGAACGGCAAGAGAGCUGGUCCAGACAGAGCAGCGUUACUGCCAGCAGCUGGAGCUGGUCACCACUUACUUUGUGGAGAUUUUGAAGGCCAAAGGAACCCUAAGGCAGGACAUUAGAGAAAGCAUCUUCAGUUCAAUUAAAUCCAUUCAUUCAGUAAACCAAUCUCUGCUGGUUCAUUUGGAGAAUGGUUACUUUGGCCGUGGCUUCGACCAGUUCUGCCCACAGCUAUACCACUACAAAACCUAUGUGGAUAACAUUCAUAAUGCCAGCAAGGUGCUCAAGAUCCAGCUGAAGAGGAACAAAGCCUUCAGACGCUUUAAGAAACUGCAGGAAGACAGACCGGAGUUUAACAACUGUAAGCUGGAGGAGCUGCUUCAGCUUCCCACUCAGCGCAUUCAUCAGUAUAAGUAUUUCCUACAAGACCUGACAGAGAACACAAGUCCAGACAACCCAGAGUUUCUACAGCUUUCAAGGGCAGUGACGUCAGUCUCCGAGGUGUCCCGCCGUAUUCAGGACAACGCCCGCAGCCAUGAGAAUCACCUGCAGCUUUGCCGGGUGCAGAAACUGCUGAAAGGGCAAAAGACCAAGGUGCUGGCUGCAGGGAGAUGGUAUAUCCGUGAGGGCUGGCUGAGGAUGGUACCUCGUAAAGGUGCCGAGACCAAGCCGAAGAUGUUCUUUCUGUUCUCCGACAUGCUGCUGCAGGCCAAACGCUGCAGUCCGCUGCAUCCCACCAGCGGAGACAAGUUUGUUGGCCAGCAUGCCUAUCCCCUACAGGAGUGCACUGUGGAGAAGGUGUUUGGCCACACCAGGAGCCAGGGAGGCCUGCUCAGCCUGACAUUCCCCCAAGCAAAACUCCUACUGAUGUCCAGUGACCAAGAGGAUCUCAAUGACUGGUUUGAAAGCCUCAGCUCUGCUAUCCGAAAGCUGCAAUCUAAUAGCACAGUGGUCCAUAGGAGAGAUGAGCUGUGCAGGAAGCCCCUUCAUGCAGCCCCCGACAGCCACAAUACACCAAGCAGCUCCAACACACCUGGCAGGAAGAGGAAUAUGGUGAGUGCCAAGCCCGAUGAGCGUGUGCUGGCACCUCCAGCAGGGCAGGAGGACAUCGCCCCCAAGAGGAUGAAGCUGGUCGACACACCAGUGCAGAGCAGUCCAGAGGCGGCCACCUCCAGCUGUGUGAUCCUCUGAUGGGUCUCUCCUGCAGAAGGAUCAGACGUGCAGAAUCGUGCCGUGGACCCAUACCAAGCUCUCCUGCCAGCUUCUUCAUGACAUCACUUUGUAUUUCUACUUCAUUUUGAUAAAUGUGACACAGAUGUAAUCGUGUCCUUGGCUUGUAACAUUACAUAUUUUUUCACUUUAUUUUUUGCUCUGUACUGUUGGAAAUCUGAACAUGAUGGGAGAGAUCUGGAUCUGGAUCAGCAGUUUUAACCUCUUCCACUGUGCAAUAUAAAACAAAGCUGAUGUCAAGGAAGCAAUGUCUGACAAAUGUUUCUUUUGCAAAAGCCAAAAUAUAUAAAAUCUACAAUUUUUAUGCCAAAAAAAAGUUUUUCUGGGAUUUUUCAGGCUGGAGACGCCUCAGAAAGGGCAUUUAGACCACCUCAAACUGUACCAGCCCCCAUUUUUAAUAAAUGAAUAUCAUAAGCAUAUAUCAAUCUAACCACAGGAAGUAUCUUAGGAUUUUCUGCACGUCAACAUGUUUGUAAUUUACUGCUCGCUUUCUGCAGUAACAGCUGAGGAGCAUGCAGGAGACUCUGUUCUUCAUCUGCCUGCAUUUUCUGUAGUUUGGAAGAGGAAGACAAAGUUCAAACAGCUUCAUUUUCCUUCCACACCACCAGGAGUCCAUCUACCCCAACACCACAAGCCUGCCAGCUUACAGCCACACACUCGAACCCUUUGAAACCUCACUGAAAUUCCUUUUUGUCUUUUCAAAUAUAUUUUUUAACAAUAUGUUACAUAAACAUUAGAUAUAUCUUUUCAGUAUCUAUUUCAGUUUUUUCUUUUUCGUGUGCAUGAAUUGUUUUAAAUUUUUAAAUUUUUACAUUUUUAAGCCCCCCCCCCCCGCCCCCCGUUAAAAAAAAUACUUUUUCAGAAAUUGCUACUAUGUGCAAUGAAAAUUUUGUUUGUUUGUUUGUUUGUUUGUUUCAGGAAAUAGACUGAUUUGGUUGGGGGUGGAAUAACAGCUGUUUAAAUCAAUUGUUUUACUGCCAGAUAAUAUAAUCAUUCAUGCAUUUAACAUUGCAUUAGCGCAUACUCAUACGUUGUAUCUCAUUGAUGGCUGCACUCUAAAAGAUGACAUUAUGGUUUGAUUUUUUUUUAUUUUUCUAUGAAUUCUAAUCUUCUAGGCAGAUGCUCAUUUCUCUGUAAUUACUUUGGCUGAUUAUUUCCUAUUAUAUCCUCUUUCUAAAAUCAGAAUGUAUCCCUUUAUACACAUAUAUACACUCAGUGGCCACUUUAUUAGGUCCACCUGUACAGUCUAAUGCAGUUCAAUGCAAGAGCUUUGCCAUAAAUUCUACCUUUUAAGAAAGUUUAUAAUGUUCAUGUUGACAUUGUGGAGAAUGGGUCAAUUUAAUUCUAUGUUUACUUUCUGAGGUAGUUUGCAGAGGUCUUGUGCUGGACUACAUUAUAUUGAGAGGUGUUUCUAAUUUUUUGUCCUCUCCAUUUAUAUGCAUGACAGGGGACAAGAUGUUGGAAACACAAUUUAGUACAACAGCUGCACUAACUAUGAGCUCAAGGUCCAACAUAAUUAAACAUAAUAAAAAGAAAAGAAAAAAGAAAAAAAGAACAAAAAGAAAAUCUGAGUAUUACAGGCAUCAUAAAAGAUAAACUGUGCAGGUAGACGGUAUCAAGUGGCCACUGAGUGGGGACACACACACACACACACACACACACACACACACACACACACACACACACAGACACAGUAUAUAUACAUAUAUAUAUAGAUAUAUCUAUAUCUAUCUGUCUAUUUAUAUCUAUCUAUCUAUCUAUAUAGAGAGAUAUAUAGAUGGAUAGAUAGAUAGAUAUGUUUCUUUGAAUUUGUAUGUUGUGUUUUACUUACUACAAUCGAGCUGCUAUGUAAAACAGAUCAUAACUGCUGCUCUAUGCAUAUGUGUCAAUAAAAUGAAUG